AUGACUGGAUUUACACUUUCAAUAGAUAUACCACCAGGUGCAACAGUGUUAGAUGCAAAAAAGCAAAUCGGUACAAUGCGAUAUCAAGAAUUUGAGCCACUUCAACUUGUUUAUGGUGCAUCUAUACUUGAAGAUUCGACAAAAAUAGAAGAUAUCAAUUAUGCUCCAAAUACAUAUGUAGUUUUUCAUAACUUACGACGUCCAAAAUUAAUACAAAGAGAAAAAGUUGAGGAACCUCCUCAACGUCCUGAACCACAACCAGAAAUCAUAGAAGAACCACAACAGCCUGUUCAAAAUCCACCACCAGUCGAAGAACCGAUCCCAGAACCUGUUUCUCCAGCUCCAGAAACAGAAAAUCCAGAACCUAAACAUCAUGAAAGAUCCGCAAGUAAAAAGAAAGAAUACAACUUCGAUCCUCCUAAUUUUGAUCAACUUAUCGCUCAACUUUUAGAAAUGGGCUUUCCAAUCGAAAAAUGCAAACAUGCUUUACGAUCUUACAACUACGAAGUUGAUCGUGCAGCAGAUGCACUUCUUACAUCUUUAUAA
Messenger RNA from Trichomonas vaginalis G3, 546 nucleotides. Its product is annotated as UV excision repair protein RAD23 family. The coding region runs from base 1 to 546 and encodes 181 amino acids. Gene Ontology annotation, molecular function: ubiquitin binding; polyubiquitin modification-dependent protein binding; proteasome binding. The transcript has a single exon. Gene Ontology annotation, cellular component: nucleoplasm; cytosol. The record is from RefSeq and is a predicted model, not a curated record. Gene Ontology annotation, biological process: proteasome-mediated ubiquitin-dependent protein catabolic process. Lineage: Eukaryota; Parabasalia; Trichomonadida; Trichomonadidae.